This is a messenger RNA of Laetiporus sulphureus 93-53, 1623 nucleotides long. Its product is annotated as MFS general substrate transporter. The transcript is spliced from 19 exons. Gene Ontology annotation, biological process: transmembrane transport. The record is from RefSeq and is a predicted model, not a curated record. The coding region runs from base 1 to 1623 and encodes 540 amino acids. Gene Ontology annotation, molecular function: transmembrane transporter activity. Lineage: Eukaryota; Fungi; Basidiomycota; Agaricomycetes; Polyporales; Laetiporaceae.
AUGUCCUUCUUUGCUAAUCCGGAGGCCCAUUCUGCCAUAGAAGUUAAUGUUGUGGAGAAAGACGAGGACUCCAAGUACGAGCGAUCCUCAGAUGACGUUGGCGUUGACCUGCUAUCGUACCACGAGCACAACGCUGGUCGUCUCGUCGUAGAUCCAGAAGAAGCGAAAGUGGAGUUUGGUGAGCGCAUCGCGAAGAAGCUCAAACUUUCCGCGGACGGUUCCAAGGUAUUAUGGCCACAACCUACGGAUGACCCGGAGGAUCCUCAGAAUUGGUCCGACGGAAGAAAGAACCUGCAGUUGUUCGUUAUCACCUUAGCGGCUGCAGUACCCGACUUUGACUCAGGUAUAGGCAUUGCUUCAAUCUUCGCCUUGGCAGCCCAAUAUGAUACCACACCCACGGUCAUCAACGACCUGACUUCGAACUGGAGUAUCUUCUUGCUAGGAUGGGGCAGCAUAUUCGCUGUGAUAUUAAUGCGGCGAUAUGGCCGCCUUCCAAUCCUUUUCUGGUCUCAAGUUCUUGCACUUGGCUUUCUUGUCGGCUGCACCUUCGCGCCAAAUCUGAAAACCUUCGCCGCUAUGCGCUGUCUCACCGCUUUCUUUGGAACAUGUCCACAUGGUCUUUAUGUCGUGACAGAUAUGUUUCCAUUCCAUCUUCAGGCACGCAAGCUUAACAUUUGGACAAUGGGCUUCCUCUUAUCUCCGUUCCUGUCGCCGUUUCUCUUUGGUUUCCUCGUCGCGCGCGCAAGCUGGCGUUGGACGUACGGCAUUGGAGCAAUCUACGGCGCUACUGUUGUGUUCUUUAUUCUGUUCUUCGGAGAAGAGACCAUGUAUGAUCGAACACUUCCGGAUCCCCGCCCAAUCAAACGACCCGCAUCGAGGUUGCGAUACAGGAUCGAGACUCUGAUAGGCCUAACGGGCGCUCGAAUGGCACGCCACCGGGCAGGCUGGCGCGAUGCGGCACUAGCCUGUUUGAACAUCAUAUGGCGCCCGCAGCUUGUGGGGAUUUUGCUGUUUGAGGCCAUGGUAUUCGGGUUCAGCAUAGGCAUCAAUACUACGAACGCUGUAUUCCUUGGCGAAUCGAAGCCGGUUGGACUCGGAUUCAGUCAAUACGCGAUUGCCGGCGCAUAUGGGACCCCCAUUGUCGCGGUGCUCAUCGGUGAGGUGCUGGGUCGAUACUUCAACGAUUGGGUCAUGAACGUUUGCGUCAAACGUAACAAGGGCGUGUUUGAGGCGGAAAUGCGGUUAUGGACCUGCUAUGUCGCUGUACCAUUAUAUAUAUGUGGCUUUCUCCUUUUAGGUGGCACCUUCCAAAAUCACCUAGGUACAGGUGCGCUCGUCAUGGGCUGGGGUAUAGCGGAAGUUGCAGUUAUGAUCUGCACGGUUGCAGUUUACGCAUAUUGUAACGAUUGCUUCCCUACCAGACAGGGUGAGGUAUCGGCGUUGAUUAACUGGGCCCGCACAAUGGGCGGCUUCAGCGUCGCAUAUUUCCAAGUUCCAUGGGCGGAACGGAACGGCGCACUGCAGACGUUUGGUGUAGAGGCGGCUAUCGUGUCCGCGCUCUUCCUCCUGGUAGUCCCUGCAUUGCAACUGCACGGCUCACGUCUAAGGGUGAGUAUCACCUAA